This is a messenger RNA of Carica papaya (papaya), 976 nucleotides long. The record is from RefSeq and is a predicted model, not a curated record. Lineage: Eukaryota; Viridiplantae; Streptophyta; Magnoliopsida; Brassicales; Caricaceae.
CAGGGUAUCGGAUGCACAAAAAUCACCAAGGCCAGAAAUGAAGGUUCCACGAGCGGGAAUGCAGAGUCAAGAUCCUACCUUGAAAAGAAGCUUGUAUUUUGCUUUGGUUCAUAUAUUGCAGCCCAGAUGCUACUUCCUUUUGGUGAAGAAAAUUUUCUUUCUUCUUCAGAGCUAAUGCAAGCCCAGGAGAUAGCUACAAGGAUGGUCAUUCAGUAUGGCUGGGGACCUGAUGAUAGCCCUGCAAUUUACUACGCUAGCAAUGCGUUUACUGCUUUAAGCAUGGGGAACACUCAUGAAUAUGAAAUGGCUGCAAAAGUUGAAAAGAUAUACGAUUUAGCAUAUCUAAGAGCAAAAGAUAUGCUUCAAAAAAAUCGCCAAGUUCUGGAAAAGAUUGUGGAGGAAUUGCUCGACUUUGAAAUCUUGACUGGAAAGGAUUUGAAAAGAAUAUUUGUUGAAAAUGGUGCUAUUCAUGAGAAGGAACCAUUUUUCCUCUCAAAAGUUGAUUAUAAAGAGCCGUUGUCUAGCAGCUUUCUUGGAGAUGGAGAUUCAUCAGAAGUUGCUCUUUUAGGUGCAACAACCUAAGUCAAACUGAUAGAUGAACCAUUUUUUCUCCCUCUUGUGGCUUCUUUUUAUUGACUUUGGAAGCCAGAGCAUAUUGCAAGUGGUGCUGAAAAGAUCAGAAGAGGUUCUAACCUAGGCAUUUCAUGGUCUUGAAUUUGGCCUAGAGCUGAACUAACUCUUCUAUUGACCUAGAUUAUUAAAGAAAUUAUUUUCGUCAAAACAGUUUUUUGUUAGUUUUUAUUCUCUGGCUGCUCCCUGAUGAACAGAAGUACCAGAAAGGCAGAAAGAACAGAAGACAUCUAAUCUGUAAACCCUGCUUGCAGGAGAAAACAGUAGAGAAGUUUUGUGAAAUCAUGAAUGAAAUAUCUUUGUAAAACUUUAUUGAUUUUAAAUAGUUAGUGAAUAUUUAUGAACA